AUGAUGUCUCUGUCGACUGCUGGAAUGUCCAUGGGCGGCUUCCCGGGAGCCUUGCCUGACUGGAGCAACCUCAAUGUCCUCCAGCGCAACACCCUUCCCCCCAGAGCUCACUUUUACUCCUACCCCGAUCAAGAAUCAGCUCUGUCAUUCAAUCGAGAACAGAGUCUUUAUCACAGUCUGAAUGGAACUUGGAAAUUCCACUACGAUCCAAGUCCUUUUGAUGCACCAAUUUGGGAGACCGCCAAUACUACCUCGUGGGAUGACAUUGAAGUCCCCGGUAUGUGGCAGCUGCAGGGCUAUGGGCGUCCCCAUUACACCAACAUCGACUACCCAUUUUCUGUUACCCCGCCCAAUGUUUCGUACUCCAACCCAACGGGCUCUUACUGGCGAGAGUUUGAGGUCCCUGAAGACUGGGAAGGCGAACAGAUUCGAUUGAGGUUUGAGGGCGUAGACAGUGCCUUCCAUGUGCGAGUCAAUGGAGAAGAGGUCGGCUAUGCGCAAGGGAGUCGUAAUGCUCACGAGUUUGACAUCACGGAUUACCUUUCUGCAGAAAAGGCUAAUGAACUGGCUGUGCGCGUUUAUCAAUGGUCUGAUGGUACUUAUAUCGAGGAUCAAGAUCAGUGGUGGCUCUCUGGUAUUUUUCGCGACGUCUAUCUCAUCCCAUUCUCCGAAUCGUCCAUUGUUGACUAUCAGGUUGAUUCCGAAUUGAGCGACUCUUUUGAUGAGGGCUCGUUCAAAGUCAAUGUUACUAUUCAAGGCAAAGAAGAUGAUUUGGCCAUCAAACUGCUUGCACCAAAUGGUACGACGCUCGAUGAUUGGAAGGGUGCUUCUUCCAAGGUCUACGAGAGGUCAAUCUCUGGAGAUGAUUUCCACAUGUGGUCCGCCGAAACUCCCAAUCUGUACACCCUCCUCAUCACCUUCAACGGACGAACCAUCAGCCAAAAGGCCGGUCUCCGUCGCGUGGAAAUGAGCGGACCCAAUUUCUACGUGAACGGAAAGCCCAUAAUCAUCUACGGUGUCAACAGACACGAGCACUCCCAUCUCACAGGCCGCACAAUCAAUUACGCAGACAUGCGAAGAGAUCUCAUGCUCAUGAAGCGCUCCAACAUCAACGCCAUUCGUGCAGCGCAUCAGCCUCACCAUCCCGAUUUCUUCGAUGUCGCUGAUGAGCUCGGCUUCUACGUCAUUGGAGAAGCCGAUCUUGAGUGUCACGGCUUCAGAACCUUUGAAGACACCGAGGAGAAGGCUGCGGAGUGGCUUUCCAACAAUCCCGAGUGGGAAGACGCUUAUAUCGACAGGGCUCGUCAGCUCGUUGAGCGAUAUAAGAACCAUGCUUCAAUCAUUAUCUGGUCACUUGGUAAUGAGUGCUUUUAUGGCCAGAACCAUGCUGCGAUGAGCAAGUGGAUCCGAGAUCGUGACCCAAGCCGGGUCAUUCACUACGAGCAGGACCAUGAAGCCAAUUCGACGGAUAUGUACAGUCAGAUGUAUACUACGCCUGAUUACGUGCGACAGUGGAUCAAGGACCAUGGUGAUAAGCCUGUUGUUCUCUGCGAGUUCGCCCAUGCUAUGGGCAAUGGUCCAGGUGGUCUCGUUGAGUACAUUGACAUGUUCAGAACCGAGCCCCAGUCUCAAGGUGGUCUUGUCUGGGAAUGGAGCAACCAUGGUAUCCUCAAGGAGGAAGAAAAUGUCACCUACUACGCCUACGGUGGUGACUUCGGCGAUGAACCCAAUGAUGCCGACUUUAUCAUGGAUGGAUUGACCUUGUCUGAUCACACGCCCAUGCCUUCUCUGAGAGAGUAUGCCAAGGUCAUCCAACCUGUGUCUGUCAAGCUGGCGAAGAAUGGCAGUGCGAUGACUGUCGUCAACCACUACGACUUUCUCGAUCUCAGUCAUCUCGAUGCUUCAUGGCAUCUAGUCGCGGACGGUCUCAAGACUGAGCCUCAGCCUCUUUCUCUUCCCAAGAUCGCUGGUGGUGAGAACAGGACUCUGGCGCUCCCUCCCCAGAACAGUACCUGGGGUGGUGAGUCUUGGGUUACUGUCGAGUUCAGACUCAACGAAGACGCUUCCUGGGCGCCAAAGGGUCAUCUCAUCGCGUGGGACCAACUUCACAUUAAGCGACCCACCUCCUCCACCAAGAACACAGCCUCUCUCACCCGCCGGCAAGAACCCUCAGAGUUCGAGCGCAACGGCACAAAACUCACCUACAAGAGCGGCGACGCUACCUUCGGCUUCGAUCUUCUCCAAGGAAACGUCACUUGGAACAUCGACGGCGUAGACGUCUUCCAACGCGGCCCCGAGCUCUCCUUCUACCGCGCUCUGACCCAGAAUGACGCGUCCGGUUCGGGCGAUGGACCCUUGUGGGACAAGAAUAGGAUCUCAAUGGUUUAUCCACAAAUCAGAGACGUUAGUUGGUCCACUGACCAAGAUGGCGCCACGGUGCACUACAAGGUCUGGGUUGGGGUCCUGACUCAAGCUUGGGGCAUCGAGGCAGACAUGGUCUACAAGAUCCCCUCCUCAGGACCACAACUUCAGCUGCAAGCUAAGGGCGAGUUCAUUGGCAAGAACGAAUCCCACACCAUUCCCCAUAUCGGCCUCAUGGCUGUUCUGCCCGAGUCCUUCGAUGAUGUAUCCUGGUUCGGUCGCGGUCCCGGCGAAAGCUACAAGGACUCGAAGCAGGCCGGUCGCAUCGGACAGUACAGUUCGAGCGUCCCCGACCUAUUCACCCACUACGAUUAUCCUCAGGAGAAUGGCAACCGAGAGGACUUGCGCUGGCUGAAGAUUGGUAACAAGGAUGUUACGCUUGAUGCUCGACGAAGCAAGGGUGAGGAAUUCAGUUUCACGGCGAGGAGAUAUAUGCCUUUUGAUCUUGAUGAUGCCAAGCACCCGCACGAUUUGAAGCCGUUGAACAUGACGGUAUUACAUCUGGACUAUGACAAUAACGGGCUGGGAAGUGCGACUGUUGCUGUAAGGCCCUUUGAGCAGCAUCGUUGUUAUAUGAAGCCGUUUGACUUUACCUUCGACUUUAAUAUUGCCUAG
Fusarium coffeatum is the source of this 3036-nucleotide messenger RNA. RefSeq lists its product as uncharacterized. Gene Ontology annotation, cellular component: beta-galactosidase complex. NCBI's taxonomy places the organism in Eukaryota, Fungi, Ascomycota, Sordariomycetes, Hypocreales, Nectriaceae. The coding region runs from base 1 to 3036 and encodes 1011 amino acids. Gene Ontology annotation, molecular function: beta-galactosidase activity; carbohydrate binding. The record is from RefSeq and is a predicted model, not a curated record. The transcript is spliced from 2 exons. Gene Ontology annotation, biological process: lactose catabolic process.